AUGUCCAUAUACGCUGCAUCAGCCGCCGACGAGCGUGCCGCUCAGAUCGAGACCAAACGCGCUGCUCAUGUCUGCCACGUCCAUCUAUUCCGACUACACACCCGUCUCCGGUGCUCGCAACGGCGCAAUACUUGUGAAAUACCCAACGAUGAACGGAUCCGCGAUAUCGUGAACGAACGCGUCAGGGUACUGUUGGUGUUAGGUGACAGUGAGAUGAUCGCGAUACCUUGCUCUUCUCUGUUCUGGCUCUCUACGCCAGCUCCGUCGUCCACCAAAGACAAUCGUCCGGAAACCGCCAUUCCCAACGUUGAAAGCAAGCCCGACAAGAAGGAUGGGCUGGGUUGGGUCCUUAAAAGAUUCCCGGUACUGGCCCGCCGAAAGUCGGGGGAGACUACUUUUUCGGUGCAGUCCGUCGAAUCCUCUAUUAAAACCGCCCAAAAAGAUUCCAAGCUGUCUUUGAGAUCAAGAUUAUCUCCAUUCAAAAAGUCAAGCGAAGGAUCCGGCGCCGAUAGACACCAGUGGAAGGGGCGGAGGUGGAACGGACGGAGGUAG
Cryptococcus wingfieldii CBS 7118 is the source of this 552-nucleotide messenger RNA. RefSeq lists its product as hypothetical. Bases 1 to 552 code for a protein of 183 amino acids. The record is from RefSeq and is a predicted model, not a curated record. The transcript has 3 exons. NCBI's taxonomy places the organism in Eukaryota, Fungi, Basidiomycota, Tremellomycetes, Tremellales, Cryptococcaceae.